This is a messenger RNA of Anguilla rostrata (American eel), 6306 nucleotides long. RefSeq names its product zinc finger and BTB domain containing 34 (gene zbtb34). Gene Ontology annotation, molecular function: DNA-binding transcription factor activity, RNA polymerase II-specific; protein binding; RNA polymerase II cis-regulatory region sequence-specific DNA binding. Gene Ontology annotation, biological process: regulation of transcription by RNA polymerase II. NCBI's taxonomy places the organism in Eukaryota, Metazoa, Chordata, Actinopteri, Anguilliformes, Anguillidae. The record is from RefSeq and is a predicted model, not a curated record. The transcript has 2 exons. Bases 162 to 1712 code for a protein of 516 amino acids.
UGACAUAUUCACUUCCGGUGAGGAAUAGCUGGAAAACAGCAGUCGGCGAGACAUAGCUGGAGUAGGAGGAGGCCUGGAGCAAAGCGAGCCACUGUCGGGGGAAUGGGUGACAUUUGAUCGGGGAAAAGGCUGUCAGCGAAAAGGAGCGACGCACUGGAGACAUGGAUGACAGCAGCUACAUCGAGUUCGACGUGCCCGAGUUCAGCAGCGGCGUGCUGAGCCAGCUGAACGAGCUGCGGCUCCAGGGCAAGCUGUGCGACAUCGUGGUGCACAUCCAGGGCCGGCCCUUCCGCGCCCACAAGGCCGUGCUGGCCGCCAGCUCGCCCUACUUCCGCGACCACUCGGCGCUCAGCACCAUGAGCGGCCUCUCCAUCUCCGUCAUCAAGAGCCCCGAGGUGUUCGAGCAGCUGCUGGCCUUCUGCUACACGGGCCGCAUGUCCCUGCAGCUCAGGGACGUCAUCGGCUUCCUCACGGCCGCCAGCUUCCUGCAGAUGCAGGCCGUCAUCGACAAGUGCACCCAGAUCCUGGAGGGCAUCCACUCCAAGAUCAGCCUGCCCCCCGGAGGCAGCCCGGGGAAGGACGGCGCCCAGGCCAGCCGCAACGGCGUGAAGGACGGCAGCCUCUUCGUCAACCCCACGCAGAUCUCGCCGCCGUACUUCUCCCGGCAGGCGGUGCUGACGGCGGCGGGGGGCGGGGGCGGGGGCGGGGCGGAGGCGGGGAAGGGCCUCCGCGUGGCGGGCUUGCGCGCGGCCGAGGAGGGCCAGUCGGACCGCGGGAGCAGCGACGGCGUCUCGGAGCAGGAGGCGGCGGCCGAGGGCGAGCAGGAGCAGGUGGAGCUGAUCGGGCAGGACGGGCAGGUGACGGACGUGCGGGUGAAGCUGGAGAAGGCCGAGCGGCCCAGCUGCUCGGACAGCUCGUCGGCGGGCGACGACGGCUACCACACGGAGCUGGUGGACGGCGAGCAGGUGCUGGCGGUGAGCGUGGGCUCCUACGGGCCCGUCAUCCAGCCGGCCGGCUACGCCUACCCGGGCCUGGCCUCGCCCUGCUUCGUCAGCCUGAGCAGCUCCAGCCCCUCCCGCUCCAUGCUCAGCGGCUACCGCGGCGGGCGGGGCCGCCUCAAGCGCCCCACGGCCGUCACGCCCGACGCCCUGAGCCACGGCGCCAAGGCCAGCAAGGAGGACGGGGACCUGGCGCCCGGCGGCGGCGGCGGCGGCCCCGGGUUCGAGAACGACGUGCGGGAGCGCAACCUGCGCGGGCAGUGGUACCCCUACAACGAGCGCCUCAUCUGCAUCUACUGCGGCAAGUCCUUCAACCAGAAGGGCAGCCUGGACCGCCACAUGCGCCUGCACAUGGGCAUCACGCCCUUCGUCUGCAAGUUCUGCGGCAAGAAGUACACGCGCAAGGACCAGCUGGAGUACCACAUCCGCGGCCACACGGACAACAAGCCCUUCCACUGCCAGAUCUGCGGCAAGUGCUUCCCCUUCCAGGGCACGCUCAACCAGCACCUGCGCAAGAAGCACAUGGGCUCGGCCGACGGCAGCGGCGCCGGCCACGCCGACUCGCCCGAGCGGGCCGAGGGGCCCGGGGGCCCGCGGGAGCCCGAGGACGGCGCCGCCGCCCCCUACGCGGAGGAGGCCCCCGGCCAGGACAACGGCGAGGAGGGCGCCCGGUGCAGUCCGGAGGAGGCGCACGCGUCCCGGUGCGAUUUUUAGGGCCCCGCCCACGACCCCUCCUCCUCCUCCUCCUCCUCCUCCCUCGUUUUCACGUUUUUUUGUCCAUCGAUUGAAAAAGCUUUAAGAUGCGUCCUCCUCUUUUUUUUUUUGUUUUUUUUUUUGUUUAAAUGGUUUCUUUCGGAAGAACGGCAUUUCGCUGUCGUCCGGAUCGGGUCACGUCGUCACCCUCAGUGUAACGUUGGGGGUUUUCUCCCCCCCCCCUUCGUUCUCCAUAAUUGUGAAAAUGUUUUCUCAAGAAAAACGAAAAAAAAGAAAAAACAAGAACGAGAAAAGGGUGCUUUUAAAAAGUAGAUUCUCUCAAAGGGAAGGUGGAUUUUUUUUUUUUGGAGUAUUAUGUCCGGGUGGCCACAAUAAUCAAGGCCUCCCUUUUUGGUUUUGUGUGUUUCCUGUUUGUUUUUUUUUUGUUUUUUUUUAUCUUGCUAUGUUUUAAACGUAUUUACAAGAGUAAUAUAGGCAUGUUGCAAUAAGAAUAUUAAUAAUGUGAAAUUUCAUAUAACAGAUCCUUGUCAUAUCACAUCCCUACCUGACCUGUUUUUUGCACAUACGGCCGUUGUAGAGAGAUUUUUAAAAAAGGUCGCUUUCUCACAAGGAAUGGUUUUCUGCCAGUGCAAAGGUUUGAGUGGCAUAUCAAUACCUCAUGAUACAAACACUUACUCAUAACGAACAGUAUUUAGCUUUUUUUAUUGACAAAAAAGCCUCUUGGGUUCUACCUCAUACACAGGAACCCAAAUACGAAGUUAAAACGUUUAGUUUUUUUUAAAUCUUCGUUUUGUUUCGGGGUUUAUGCGUUUCAGCUAUGAACCCUAUACAAAAACACUUACACAUCACCAAGCCUAGAUACGUCAGUGAAAUAUUCCUUGCUGUUUGCGUGAACUAGGGACUUUUUAACGUCCGGAGCUUCCGGAGGUAAAUCUGGAAUCGAUGUAGUCGUCGUCGGCAAGCGCGCAUGCUUUGAUUUUUUAGCGAGUUAAUUCGGCGGACGGCUCACGGAGAAUAAGAUUCGAAGCCUGUCGUUCAGUGACGAGAAAAAUCAGCGAGCAACACGCUUUAACACAAUGCUCUUUUCAUUUGCCUCCGCAUAGCGGGUUCUUGGAAAAAAUCAUGAAAUACCUUAUUUUUUUUGACGUGUUGACAGAGGGCGGGGGAGUCGCGUUUAAUCAACUUGCCCGAGAUUAUUCUUUUCAGAAGCGUAAAUGUAGAAUGUAGCGAGGGCAAGUGAGGUGAGGUUUGUUGCAAAAUCUCACUGCAUGUUUCAGCAAGCAAUUGUCCUUCAAGGAGAAAUUGUGUCAAAAUAUUUAAUUUGUAUAAUUAAUGUAAUCUAAUAGAGAUGACCACAUGUACAACCUAUAUUUUUAUGGAAAUAUAUAUUAAAUUAUAUACAUGUAUAGUACAUAGGGUUAUAUGUUAUAGGCCCCAUCUUUUUCACAAAGAGUUUUUUUCUUUUUGAAGCAGCAGCAGCAGUUCAGGCUAGAUGGGUUUUCCUGUCAGCUUCAAAUUUUCAAAGUUAAAUGACGGAUUUAGCUUUGCUCCACACAUCUCCUGUUGGAAAUGAGGAAUCCAGCAGUCGUGUUUGUCAGUUACUUGUACAAGUGUAUAAUAUUUUUACAAGUGCAAUGUUGUUUGAUGCCAAAGUGGAUGUUGAGGGUUCCUGCACUUAGUUAAAAUGAAUUGUGGUGCUGCAUAUAGGCUACCAGAGAACGAGGAGAAAAAACUAAAUUAGUCAGUCAUUAUAUGUUGUGCCUAGAUUCCCUUGUUAGUGCCAGUUUCACCAGCUAGUGGUAAAACACACUCUUGUUACUUUGUGGCAGCCUUUUUGAUGGCGAGCGAGUUUUAAGAAAAUGAAAGCGAGACAAAGAAAUCAAAAACUACGCCAAAAACGCACCUAGGGAAACUUGCCUGUUGUAUUGGCACCUAGGGAAACUUGCCUGUUGUAUUGAAGUAAUCUUUCUGCCUGUGGUCUUUAAAGUAAAUGCAGUAAGGAAGAAGGUAGUAGAAUAAAAUAAGGCAGUUAAGUUGCAUUUCCACAGGCUCAUCAGUGUUAGAGACGGUCAGGAAACGGUGAGCUGGCUUGUGUUUGCUUUGUGCAUCUCUGCUCAGCUGUGUGGUCUUGCUGACAGUUCUCAUUGGAAGUCUUACAUGGGACAUUUUAACCCCUGAAAAUGUCACCGUUAUAUAGUCAGAAUGACGGCACCUUAAUUUUCCCCCAGCGAUGGAGCCAAAUGUUCAUUUAAGGCCUGUGUCUUUUAUGAUAUUGACCGUUUAUAUGCAGUGCAGUCUAAGUAUUUGAAAAGUGAUGCAAUUUUUGUUUUGGCUCUGUACUCCAACACAUUGGAUUUGUAUUGAAGCGAUGAAUGUGAGAUUAAUGUGCAAACUGUCAGCUUUAAUUUGAGGGUAUUUACGUCCAUAUUCAGUGAUCUAUGUACACAAGACCCUUUUUAUACAUAGACAUAUUUUAGGGGACCAAAAUUAAUUAGUAUGAACGCGCAUACACACACAAAAUGUGUACCUGAAAAUGUCCCUCUUUCUUAGAGAGGAAAGCAGACUAGGAUGGGGCUUAAAGUAUAUGGUUGUACAUGUGGUUUGUCAAUUGUCAUAUGAGAAUUUUCAUUGUAAAUCAUAGAUUUAUGUAAGAAGCUGGCAUGCGUUUAUACAGUGAGUUAGAUUGUAGCUCUUGACCACAGUUCUUCUUUUAAGCGCUUCUCUGCAACGCAGUCGGCUCAGUCCAACUGGCUUUGAUCUGUGGAUAUAAAUAAACCACUUAAAAUAUGCAAACGGGAACGACAAACAACAGAAAUUCUCAGAAUGCGGCCAUUUGCUUUCUGUUUGUGUACCAAGUGGUUUUUAUUCUGACUUUGAUGGGGGUUCGUCAGGUAACUUCUGUUACUCCCAUUUUAAUUGCACCCAUAGGAAUGCGCUAGCACGCGGCGGGCUUGUAGUCAUUUUGGCUGGGAUUGAAUUGGCAGGACUAAUCGUGAGGUGGAAAAGGAUCGGCUGUUCUGAACAGAGCCGGAGAUCCAAAGUAUUAGUGCACUUUUUGAGUGGAAAUGUCAGCGAGCCGAAAGCAGGCAUCCGAAGGCAAACCCACGCAGGAUUCGCCUGGCUGUUCCGCCGGAGAAUGCUGGUGUUUUUGAAAUUUAGUCUUUGAAACCGGCCCCACCCGUGCUCUCUCUUUGUUGAAAAUGAAAAUGAAACCCAAAUCUGCAUGUUGGUUCAUUCUUGAGCGGAGGGCCGGGCAGGCUUUUCGAGGGCAGGCCAUGAUUGGUGGUGCUGAGCUUGCUGGUUCCGCCUCUCUGAUGGACGAUCUAGUUGGCCUGUAUUAUUGGACGAUGUGCCCGUCAUUGGACUCUUCAGCAGUUUCAUUACAAAGAAACUUAACACAAUUGCCCGUGAUGCCGGCUUUACUUUCCAGCACCUUGCAUCCAGAGCAAAUCUUAGUGCCAUUCAAUGAUAGCAGGUGAGAGCCCGCGUGAAACUAGGAGGCGUCAGCUUUUCCUGGGUGGUGACACAGGCCGUGGUGCACUGUGGGAAAUGUAGGCCAGUACCGUAAGACUGGCGAGUCCCUGUGGGCUCUAAACGCCUGCCAGUGAGCGGGGCCACCCUGCUGUCCGACUCGGUACGCCAGCCAUAUGAAACCCGCCCAGAUGUUCUUUACGUGCGGCUGCCAGCGCAUAGCAACCUGCCAGACCCGAGCCAUCUGGAGGAACAGAUCUGUUCUGGGGCCCUGUGGCCCGAGAGGGGUGGAAUUAAUGGUCAGAGAGACCCUCCCGCCCCACCCACGCCCAGCCCUUUCCCGAAUACCCUCUGAAGCCCCCUUGACAUUGAAGAUCCAGGUUUGGGUAGACAGGAGCGAUGACCACUGCAUUUCGAGAGUAAUUCUGUGAACACAAAAGCACUUAAACGUAUGUCUCUUUCCAAGAGUAGAUUGCUGUACCCCUUGUAGGAAUAUGGUGCCACUUAAAAAACGUUCUAGUUCCUUCCAAACCAUGACCAGCUGUCCUGAGAAGAACAGUUUUUUUUUGUUUGUUUUGUUAUGAUUUCAUUCUUCCACUUGGUGCUUUUCAUUUUGUAUUUUUUUGUUUUUUCAUCGCGUGUGCAUUAUUUUGUAAAGCUUAGGUCACUACAACAGUAGGUCUGUGAAUUCUCACCACAACAGUACAUCAUUUUUUAAAACUUGUUUUUCCAUACUCAUCAAAUGCCAUGAAAAUGGUUCCGUUUACAACCAGCAAGGAUACUUCAGCUAGCUUUUGAAUUCUUACUAAAUUGUCUUACUGUUCUAGUUUGACGUGUUGAUUAUACGGAUUUCUGUGUGAUCCAUGAUGAUUGCCCUGUUUUUCUUUGUUCGUCAACGCAGCAUGCGCUUCACCAUUAAGCUCAUCCCCAAAAAAAAGUGCAGAAUAAGCUGUCUUAUUUAUAAUCAGGCCUUUUCGUUUGCAGUCAGACAUUUGUUUUCCUUCUCGUUACCUGAUGCAGCGAGCGCGUCGGAGGCAGAUUGUACAGAAACCGCUAUUUCCAAAGUUUGGGCCGGGAUGUUGUUUGGCGCACAGUGCAAGUUUGGGACCGCUUCGCAUAAUUU